Eruca vesicaria subsp. sativa (arugula) is the source of this 639-nucleotide messenger RNA. NCBI's taxonomy places the organism in Eukaryota, Viridiplantae, Streptophyta, Magnoliopsida, Brassicales, Brassicaceae. The record is from the annotation of a GenBank genome assembly.
AUGAAGUCGUACAUUCAUGAGAUGUUUAAGGCUUCAUUCACUUCCUUAGCGCUUGAGGAGAAUCUCCUCGCAUAUCUGAAUCCAGGUCUUUCACAUGGUCCUACUCCUACUGCUACUCCUAGUCCUCAUGUUGGUGCUACGGCUUCAACUCAUACUCCGACUGAUGCUCCUGGUGCAGCUACGGCUUCCACUUUCACCACUCUUGGUGCAACUCCGGCUUCGACUCUCAUUCCUGAUCCUUCUAGCAGCAGAGCUCCUGCUUCUUCACACAGUGGAGGUUAUCCUCAAACUGGUGGUCCUUCAAAUGCUGCCAAGAGAAGGUCAAAGUCAAAGGGUGAUGUUAACACUCAGGUUUCUUUCUCUGCGAAUUCGUGGGAAUCUAGAAACAAAAUCACAAUGUCCAUUUUGUCAACGUCGUCUGCUCAAAAACUUGAGUAUCAUCUAUUUAAAUGGAUUGAUGAAGCUUUGAUUGACGAGAUACGAAUGGUGGAUGAAAAAUAUGAGAGGGUUGCUGAAGGGAUUACUAAGUUUCAAGAAAGAGUUAUGGAAAAGGUGAAGUCCGAGAUGGUUAGAGUGGAACAUGAGAUAUCGAAAAGGCUCAAUGAUAAGGUGAACUUGGAGAUUGCUAGAGUUUCUUAG